Messenger RNA from Linum tenue, 3170 nucleotides. NCBI's taxonomy places the organism in Eukaryota, Viridiplantae, Streptophyta, Magnoliopsida, Malpighiales, Linaceae. The record is from the annotation of a GenBank genome assembly.
UUAUUGACGAGCUAGAGCUUGCGAGCCAUCUGAGUGUUCAACGAAUAUAGCUGCUACGUUUAGUUGUAGUCCUAGAUGAGAUUACUGAAUUGAUACACAAUGUUAUCGAUACACAAAACACAACAUAGCUGCUAUGCUAUCAUUGGCUUAUCAGCGACAUUAAUGACUUCCAGAGCAGACUAAUUCUUUUCCAGCUGUGCCAACCUUGGAGCUUCAAAGUGGAAUAUGAGAGACCAUAGCAGCCUAGGCCACAGUUCGCCAAGUCCCCACCUGUGUUUCUGUGUUCUGGAUUACGAUUAUGGAUGGGGGAUUGCAGCCCUCUACUGAAUAAAAACCAUUGGCUAAAAGCUUGGAAACGUGGCAACUGUGAAUUGACAAAUCACAAACAUUCCCUCUACCUAAGCCCCAACCUGAUUGCACUAAUGGGUUAUCCCUAUCAAACCCUUUCACCUUCAAAUAAUUCUCCCUCUCCCACUCUCUCUCUGCCCCUGCUACUGUGCAAGUACAGGGACAGGAAGAGUUGAAAAGAAGACUCAACGACUCACUUGGCCCAACACUUCAAUUGCAGCCACUGGUUUGCAUUUCACAUUUAUGAGGGAUCGAUCAUUCAUUCUUCUUUCCCCACAGUUGUGAUUCAGGAAACCAAGGAUCAGCCAUCCUUCAUCCAUCCACCUGCAUUAUAUAAAUACAACAUUGUUAUAGUAUGGAUGACUACACUGCUGCUAGAGGAGGGUGGUGGGUUCAGCAGCUAUACCCUCAUCAACAAGCCUUCUUCACCAUCACAACGAUGAACAGCGCCAAACUCACCUCCCUGCCACUCGUUCGAAGCCAAAGCUCCUCUUCCUCCUCGGCCUCAGGCAGCAAUUCCGAGGAUGAUGGUCCUCAGCAGCAGCAGCAGCAGCAGCGACAGCAGAGCAUAGUGGUUCCGUCCAAUGGCAUCGCUGCUGCGCUAACUGAAGCUAUGGAUAACAAAGAUCAGAUAUGGUCUAUCACUCCUCAAAUCCCAGCAGAUUUAUCAGUUCAAGUGCAAGAGGCUACAUUCACUGUUCACAAGUACCCCUUGGUAUCAAAAUGCGGCUACAUAGGGCGGCUCGAACUUCAGCCUUCAAUUUCAAACUUUCCCUAUGAAGUCAAGCUCGAUAACUUCCCAGGAGGACCAGAAGCAUUCGACGCCGUUCUAAAAUUCUGUUAUGGCCUUCCCCUAGAUUUGAACCCUCAGAAUAUAGCUCAACUUAGGUGUGCAUCAGAGUACCUAGAAAUGAGUGAAGAGCUUGAAGAUGGGAAUCUAGUCACAAAGACAGAAGCUUUCCUCACAUUCGUCAUUCUCUCUUCAUGGAGAGACACAAUCACCGUCCUCAAAUCCUGUGAUGCCCUAUCUCCAUGGGUAGAAAAUCUGCAAAUUGUUAGGAGAUGCUGCGACUCGAUUGCAUGGAAGGCUUCAAGAGACAAUUUGACAACUACUGGGGAACCAGCAACAGCUAGUGACGAUGCAUGGUGGCUGGAUGAUGUGGCUACCCUCCGCAUCGAUCAUUUCAUAAGGGUCAUAACAGCAAUUAGGGCAAAGGGAGCAAACCCAGAGGUAAUUGGCAAGUGUAUAAUGCGCUAUGCAUCAAGAUGGUUAUCAGGAAUGGAUGAUGAAUUAGAAGAUGUAAGAGGCUAUGCAAACCAGGGAAAGAAUGGGUUGCAGUUCAGUGUACUAAGUGGGAGGAGAAAGGAAGAUCAGAGUGCUGGAAGCAACAAGGAGAAGAAGGCUAUCAUUGAGAACCUAAUAAGCAUCUUGCCUCCUAAAAAAGAAGCUGUACCAUGUAGAUUUUUAUUGGAGAUGUUGAAGAUGAGUAUUGUUUAUUCUGUAUCGCCAGCUUUGAUCUCACAGCUAGAGAAGAGAGUUGGGAUGACGUUAGAGAUGGCCACUGUGAACGAUUUGCUGAUCCCUAAUUACAAAAAUGAAGAUCAAGGGAAGCUACUAAAAUCACCUGACCAACAACGCACAAUGCACAACCUAGAUGUGGUACAUAGAAUCAUAGAGUAUUUCUUGAUGCAUGAACAGGAUCAGCAGCAACUACAACCAACGCCAGGGAAAUCAAGUGUCAGUAAGCUUCUAGACAGCUAUCUAGCUGAAAUUGCCAAGGAUCCGAAUGUAUCUGUCAUCCAAUUUCAGGUCUUGGCUGAAGCACUGCCAGAAAAUGCUAGAGCAUGCCAUGAUGGCCUGUAUAGGGCCAUUGACACCUAUCUAAAGGUUCCUUACUCUUUCACUUUCUUUUAGUUUGUAAGACGACCAAACAAUAUAUAAUCAUACAAAAAGAAAUUUUGCUUUCCUUUUCCAGACUCAUCCUUCACUCGCAGAGCAUGAUCGUAAAAGGGUUUCCAAACUAAUGAUUUGUGAGAAACUAUCCAUGGAUGCCUGCAUGCAUGCAGCACAAAAUGAAAGGUUGCCUCUAAGAACCGCAAUUCAGGUUCUGUUCUCUGAGCAGAUAAAAUUGAGGGCAGCAAUGCAAAGAAAAGAGUCAGCAGCAGAGAGUGGCAAUAUUUCAGAACAGGAGACACACCAAACAGAAACAAAAUCGGAGAUCAUGACACUUAAAGCAGAACUGGAGAAUGUUAAGACACGAAUGGCAGAGCUACAGAAGGACUACGUGGAACUGCAGCUCGACUAUGCUAGGUUAAACAACAAGCAGAAACAGACAGUAUCUUGGAACUUGGGUUGGAAGAGAAUAAGGCCAUCCUCUCUUUUCCAGAGGAAAGCAGAUGGGGAAGAAAUAGAAGAAGGAAGGAAGAGAUCCAAUUCCACAAGCCGUAAACCCAGCUUGAGAAGAAGAAUGUCCGUUUCCUAGAAUUUGAAGCAACAUGCCAAACAUGCAGAAUGUAACUGCAACCAGAGGCUCAAAAGUAAUUUACUGUCUAAUAUGAACUCAAUUCGACCCAUUUGGUUCUUCUGAAGGGAAAUGGUUAGCUAAAAGUAUCAAAUUGGGUCAUCAUUUGAAUGUAAUCAUUUGAGUCAUGCCACAUAAUAUGGCCAAUGCUAUUGCUUCUGUAGUGCUAGAUUAAGCCCAAAUUCAGUUUGAGAGAAUGAUGAUGGUCAUUGCAGUUCGCCACAUUUCCAUGGUGUCAAGCAUCAAUCAAACAGCAGGCUAUCAUAUGGCCAGAUAAUCGAGUGAAUUCAUAUCAAGAUU